Protopterus annectens (West African lungfish) is the source of this 3608-nucleotide messenger RNA. It is a transcript of the gene FERRY3, whose product is annotated as chromosome chr11.part0 C12orf4 homolog. The transcript has 15 exons. The record is from RefSeq and is a predicted model, not a curated record. The coding region runs from base 287 to 1999 and encodes 570 amino acids. Gene Ontology annotation, biological process: regulation of mast cell degranulation. Gene Ontology annotation, cellular component: cytoplasm. NCBI's taxonomy places the organism in Eukaryota, Metazoa, Chordata, Ceratodontiformes, Protopteridae.
AGGUGGGCAGUCGGCUGGUACUUGAGGCGAUGAUCAGCUGAGCUUACUGAUAGGGAAGAGAUGUUGUAUAACUAAAGCAGUGCCGAUGGUAUGCACCCGGCAGUUUUCCUGACGUUCCUUUAAAUGUUCGCCGCAGCCAGCAGGUGGUGGUACCCUCUGAACCUGAAGUGACUGUUCAAUCCACCAUGCACUGAAAUGCUAGACGUGCGGUGACUGAGUUGAAAACAGCACCUUUAAAUUGGAGAUCAGAAGAGAGUGGACUGUUUUCUGCAGAAAAAACAGGAGUAUGAAAGGAAACCAAGAGAAACGGUCAACUUCAGAGGUAGAAUUUGUAUUCCACUUCAAGGCUGGGAGGCAGGCCUGCAUGCUUAAUGUGCCUCUUGAGUUCCCUCUGCAGCAAAGUGUUGAUGACCUGCAUGGACGUUUAAUGCUUUUGCAUAACUUACCAUGUUUCAUAGAAAAUGACCUGAAGAAUGCUCUUAGAACAUUUAUAGAAGAAGAAAAUAUCAACUACUAUGACAGAGAAGCAGAACAAGCUCUUGCAAGACUCCAGUGUGGAGAUGCAGAUCUGGAUCAGUUAGUGAAUGGCUGGGCAAAAGCCUACACAGAGACUACAUUGGAGCAUGCCAGGCCUGAAGAACCAGACUGGGAUGAAGAUUUUGCUGAUGUCUAUCAUGAGUUGAUCCAUUCACCAGAAACCUCCAGAACACUGCUGAAUUUAGAGCAUAGUUAUUUUGUUAGUGUCUCAGAGCUCAUUGCUGAAAGAGAUAUGGAGCUGAAGAAACUGCGAGAAAGGCAGGAAGCUAAAAUGAAUACAGUAAUGCAGGAAUUGGGAAAAACCUUGACUGAUCAAGAUGUAAAUUCAUUUGCAGCUACACAUUUUGAAUCUCAACAGGCACUAGAAAAUAAGUGGUCGAAUGAGCUCAAGCAGAUCAGAGCUAUCCAAAAGCAAGAGUAUCAGGAAUGGGUGGUAAAGCUGCAUCAAGACUUGAAGAACCCAAACAGCUCCAUCAGAUUUUCAGAUUUUAUUUCGAAUGUUUUUCCUUCCCAAAGUGAUGAGAUAAAACUCCAGCCUAGUCAGCUGACAGAAUCUGCUGAAGGAGAUGAAAGAUAUGAAGAACAAGGAAAGUUGGAAGAAAGUUUUACUAUACAUUUGGGAGCACAACUGAAGACUAUGCAUAACCUUAGAUUACUGAGAACAGAUGUACUUGAUUUCUGCAAACACAAGCGCCAUUAUCGCAGUGGAGUGAAGUUGCACCGCCUACAAACAGCCCUGUCACUAUACUCAACCUCCCUUUGUGGUCUGGUACUAUUGGUGGACAACCGCAUUAAUUCUUACAGUGGCAUCAAGAGAGAUUUUGCAACUGUAUGCCAGGAAUGUACAGAUUUUCACUUUCCUCAGCUCGAGGAGCAACUAGAGAUUGUUCAGCAAGUUGCACUGUAUGCUAGAGCUCAGCGUGGCAGCAAGGUGAAAGGACAGCAGGAUGUGCCAAAUCGAAAUGGAGGAAGUGAGGACAAGUCCAAAGCUGUGGAAAGGAAUCCAGCAAAUAUUUUACCAGGUGAAUUUUACAUUACCCGGCACUCCAACCUUUCUGAAAAGCAUGUGGUCUUUCAUCUUUGUGUUGAUGACAAUGUACGGUCUGGCAACAUUACUGCUCGGGAUCCUGCAAUAAUGGGUCUCCGCAAUAUUCUAAAAGUCUGUUGCACCCAUGACAUCACCACAAUCAGUAUUCCUCUGUUACUGGUUCAUGACAUGUCUGAGGAAAUGACCAUCCCGUGGUGUCUGAAGAGAGCGGAACUUGUAUUUAAAUGUGUUAAAGGUUUCAUGAUGGAAAUGGCAUCUUGGGAUGGUGGAAUCUCACGAACAGUGCAGUUCCUUGUUCCACAGAAUAUUUCAGAAGAAAUGUUUUAUCAGCUCAGCAACAUGCUUCCUCAAAUCUUCCGAUUGUCUUCCCCUUUGACCUUGACAUCCAAGCGUGAUUCUCUGAAGCAGCAGUGAAGAACUGACAGUGUGCCACAUUUGACUGUGAAAUGUUACAGAGCUCUUCCUUCCCUCUCACAUUAGUACAGGGAUUAUGUUCAUAAGCUAGUGACAACCUAGACUUUUUUGCUAAAAGGAGCACUUGACCACUGUUAAUACUCAAUGAGGUUUCGUUGUAAUCAGCAGCAUAUUUCUUUACUGUGAUAUGAGAGAAGGAAUGCAUUUUAAAGAUAUGCAGUGUUUCACAGAAUCUUUUUCAUACAUCCUCAUUGCUUUGCCAUUUCCACUUUGCAGACAUUAGAAACUCAAAUGAGAACUCCCAAAAGAUUCACCUAUGGAACUGAAUUCUAGUGAAAGUAAGCACUUUACUGGAGGAACAGUGAAGGACACAUAGUUUUCAUGAGUAUUUUCCUUUUUUUUCUUCAUGGAGCUAGAGUUGAUGUUGUAGGCUGUAGGUAUGAAGUAUAUGGCUUAUGCUUCUGUGAGUGCAAGAACUUCAGUUCACCACAGGACUUGUCUUAUUGUAGUCCUUUUUCUAGCCCACAGCUGGGAUAUGCUGAAAUUUUUAACAUGCUUUCUAGCAUGACCACAUUUAUGCUAGCUCCAAAUUUGAUCUGGUGCUUGGAGCAUUCACAUGGAAACAAUCUGAUCAUCCACUGAACUUUGAACAUUGGGGAAAAAAGUGUAAUAUAUCAAAAACUCAUUCACUUCUUUGUAGCAGGAAUGGUCAUAUAAGAGUGUUAAAUUUCCGUUUGAUAUGGGACUGCAUGCAUCAGUGUUAUUCGUUAACAAACAUAGAUGCUGUUCAUGGCUCUGGAUCAUGAAAUAAGUAGUUAUAUAUUACUUUAUCUAGUCUUGCUGUUGUGCUUUGCAACAGGAAUCCUUUAAUUGAGCAAUACAAUUGACAAAACUGUCCUUAGCAUAUUUAAUAGCUUUGUCAGUUGUAGCAUUAACUGUUUGUCCCCUGAUAAUACUUAGGCAGCUAAUAUAAAAAUACCAAAUACAGCUUUUUAUAACACAUUUGUAUACAAAGUUUGUCAAAGUAUUUUGCAUUGUGAGGCAGAGGUAGACAACACCUGACACCAGUGCCAGAGUGCAGUGCUUGAUCACAUUUUGUUUGGCACUCCAUUAGGGACCUAUAGAGGGAUGAAUCCUGAUUAGUGAUAUCAUGUAUUUUAUUUUUAUUCAUUUUUUUCUUAAUUUUAUGACAGGAUUUCUUGGAAGCUGAGUGGGAAGACCUGUAUAUCUUCUACCACCUCCUAGUACACAGAUAGGUACAGAUUGGUGGGACACUCAAAAAGUACUAAUUGUGGAUGUAAAGUGAGUUUCUCAGGAUAUUGCAGUGAUUUAGUGCUGAGAUACAUACCUGGCUUUCCACAGCCAUCACUGUUUGCUUGUAGCUGUCAUGGGAAUCAAAUUGUUUGUGAAAGUUUUUAUGUGUAGCCGUCAGUGCUAUAAUUUAUUGAAAUUACAUGUUGUUGUGCACUUUUUCAGGCAGUUAGCUCCGUCACAUUUUGGCUUGACAUGGAAAUAACUGAUUCAUCGUUAUAGCCCACCUCCUGUACUCUUUGGCUAAAAGGUUUGAGGAAGAUUUGAGAAAUCAAUGAAAUUAAUCCAUAAUUUACAA